UGUUUCCGGGGAAACAGACAUUGCCGGUAGUGGGAUAUUUAUUGGUUCGAAGCUGCCUUCUAGUCGGGUGGCGUGGGUCCGGGAAGCAAGGCAUGAAGAUCACCAGGCAGAAACAUGCCAAGAAGCAUCUUGGCUUCUUCCGCAAUAAUUUUGGAGUCCGCGAGCCAUACCAGAUACUGCUGGACGGCACUUUCUGUCAGGCGGCGCUACGGGGCCGCAUCCAGCUGCGAGAGCAGUUGCCCCGCUACCUCAUGGCGGAGACUCAGCUGUGCACCACCAGAUGUGUGUUAAAAGAGUUGGAAACAUUGGGAAAGGACUUAUAUGGGGCAAAGCUGAUUGCCCAAAAAUGCCAGGUUCGAAAUUGUGCCCAUUUCAAGAAUGCAGUGAGUGGAUCAGAAUGUCUGCUUUCCAUGGUGGAAGAUGGAAAUCCUCACCAUUAUUUCCUGGCAACACAGGAUCAGAAUUUGUCUAUGAAAGUAAAGAAAAAGCCUGGAAUUCCUCUCAUGUUUAUUAUUCAGAACACUAUAGUCUUGGACAAACCUUCUCCCAAAACGAUUGCAUUUGUUAAAGCAGUAGAGUCUGGUCAGCUUGUCUCAGUGCAUGAGAAACAGAGUAUCAAGCAACUCAAAGAGGAACAGGGUUUAGUAAAAGACCCAGAACAGAGAAGAAGAAAAAAGCGCAAGAAAGUAAGUGGCCCCAAUCCUCUUAGCUGUUUGAAGAAAAAGAAAAAAACACAGGAUACGAACUCAUCUGCCUCGGAAAAGAAAAGGAAAAGAAAAAGAAUCCGAAACAGAUCUACCUCAAAAGUACUUUCUGAAAAGCAGAAUGCAGAAGGGUAAUAAGUCCUUUGGUUACUUUUAAAGACUUUCAAAUAUGAAAAUAAAUUUCUUUUAGAAACUGAAAGUACUUAUUUUUAUAAAUGAAUAUUGAGCCUUUAUAAAAUUAUUUUUUAAAAACCAGUGGAUGUAUUUAGAUGUAAUCAUGUUUACUUUUCUUACAGACCUUAGAGGGUUUUUUUUUUUUUUAAUGUAAAACUGUUAAUCUUUUUCUGUCUUAGUGCUAUCCCCCACCCUCCAACAUUAUGUGGAGAUGGUUUAAAAAUAUCUUAUAGUACCAAAAUGCUUGUGACUAAAAAAGAGGUAAUCCUUCUCAUCCUUCUUUCAUGUUCACAGAAGAAACUUACUCUUGCAACUUAUAUAGUGGUUGUAGAGUUUACCUUUAUGUUUCCAAAUAAUAUGAAUAUGUUGCUAUCUUUUGAUCUGCUGAUUAUUUAUUAACUUUCUACUGGAAAGAGUGAAAAUUUUGCUUAUUUUACUUCACCAUUUUUCUAAUAUAUUAAUAUUUUAGUAUUUUUACAUCCCAAAUUCAGUAUUUUCAUUAUGAAGCCUAUCAAAUUAAUUUACUACUGAACCAAGUAGCAUGCUGUGGUUGACUUUAUUUCUUAUAUUACUUUUUUUGUUGUUUCAGAAGUUAAUAAUGGGCUCAUUUUCUUCUAGCAUCUGACUUGAUCUUGCCAUAUUCAGUAAUUCUGGAAAGGAGCUCAUAAUUUUCUAUAUGAUUGUUGUUGUUCAGUUGCUAAGUCAUGUCUGACUCUUUGCAACCCCAUGGACUGCAGUACACCAGGCUCUUCUGCCCUUCACUAUGUCCUGGAAUUUGCUCAAAUUGGUGUCCAUUGAGUCCGUGAUGCUAUCUGAUCAUCUCACACUCUGCCUCCCCCUCCUUUUGCCUUUGAUCUUUCCCAGCGUCAGGGUCUUUUCCAGUGAAUUGGCUCUUCUCAUCAGGUGGCCAAAGUAUUGGAGCUUCAACUUCAGCAUCAGUCCUUCCAAUGAAUAUUCAGAGUUGAUUUCCUUUAGGAUUGACUGGUUUGAUCUCCUUGCAGUCCAACAGACUCUGAAGAGUCUUUUCCGGCACCAUGAUUAGAAAGUAUCUUUUAAAAAAAUAUAUAAAUGUAUUUAUUUAAGUUAGAGGCUAAGUACAGUAUUGUAUUGGUUUUGCCAUACAUAAACAUGAAUCCGCCAUGGGUGUAGUUCUUUGGUGCUCAGCUUCUUUAUGGUCCAACUCUAAUGUGUAUAUAUGACUACUGGAAAAACCAUAAUAUCAGGUAAUGUCUUUCCCCUGGUGAUACUUCUGGAGCCAGCUCUCUGACCUCCCAUGUGGAAACAUUUUCUGCCAGGUAUAUUCCUCAGUUAUUACCUAGGUAUUUCUUGUCCCUAUCCAGAGAAUAUAUUCUGUAGCCUAGAUUCUUCCUUCUUGGUUUCCUCUUCUGUGGUGGAGCAUAGAGUGUGCAGGAGGUACAUUUUUUGAGGCUCAGCCAGUGUGUCUAAACUUACAUUUAGUGUACCAAUAAUCUAGCAAGAUAAAGAAUUCUCUAUUCUUAAUUGUUUAUAAGACCCUAGGGGGGAAAAUCCCUUUACUCAUUCUGAGUUCCAUUUGUCCAGUGGAGAGGAUGAUUUUCUUUCAGGUAUACAUGUUAACUUCAAUGGCAAGAAUUCUCUUCCACUCUUGGAAUAAUACUCUCUCAGAUUGGCUUUAAAUAUUGUUUUUAAAAUGUCUAAAUAGUUCAAUUAGGAAUUGAAUAAUCUAACUUUUCUUUUUUAGGCCCCUCCCAAAUUGUUUCAGUCAUCAAUCAGGCAAAAAUUUAAAUGUUUUUUACACUGUAAGAUUGAAGUAUAAAGUUCUUACAUUGAUCAGUAGUUCCUGACUUUGAGAGCCUGUGAUACCUUCAAAUAGUGGUUCUAAUCUGUAUCCUUAUAAUAUGAUCAUGUAUGAAGUACUUCAUGAAUAAGCUCUUAUUUAUGGCUAAAAUAAAUGAGUUUUAAAAAAUA
Messenger RNA from Capra hircus (goat), 2825 nucleotides. RefSeq names its product UTP23, small subunit processome component (gene UTP23). NCBI's taxonomy places the organism in Eukaryota, Metazoa, Chordata, Mammalia, Artiodactyla, Bovidae. Gene Ontology annotation, molecular function: small ribosomal subunit rRNA binding. The record is from RefSeq and is a predicted model, not a curated record. Gene Ontology annotation, cellular component: nucleolus; small-subunit processome. Bases 93 to 839 code for a protein of 248 amino acids. The transcript is spliced from 3 exons.